Macadamia integrifolia is the source of this 781-nucleotide messenger RNA. RefSeq lists its product as uncharacterized. The record is from RefSeq and is a predicted model, not a curated record. The coding region runs from base 13 to 591 and encodes 192 amino acids. The transcript has 2 exons. NCBI's taxonomy places the organism in Eukaryota, Viridiplantae, Streptophyta, Magnoliopsida, Proteales, Proteaceae.
UGGUUGAGAUUGAUGAUAUCGAUGGUCCUAUUCAUAUUGAAAUUAACAAUUGAGAUUGAUGAUAUCGAUGGUCCUAUUCAUAUUGAAAUUAACAAUCCAAAACUCAAGCGCUUGUGUAUCUAUGGAAGUUUCAUCACCAUAUACCUCAAAGAUUUGAAACUUUUAGUUUAUGCAAGGAUUUCAAUGGACUUUCGUCCUAACGUUUCGAGAACCUGCAAUUUUAGCAAUUUUUUUGGCGCUCUACGCUCAAUUCAGGAGCUUUCCUUGGAACACAGGUUUCUACAGCUCUCUAAUGUUGCGGAAUCUGCUAUUGUUCCUGUUAUUGAUCUGCAACAAGCAAAGGAUCAGUUGGACUCUACAUUCAACAAGCUUCAGGUUGUUGGUAUUUUUGGAUUCCAUUGCAAGGAAAUUGAAUUGGUGCUCAUUGAAUUUAUCCUUGCCAAUUCCUCAGUGCUUGAGACAAUGAAUAUCAGCCAUGAAAUAAAUGACACUAAUAAAGAAUUGACUUGGUUAAAAGAGUUGCUUCGACUCAAAAGAGCUUCAACACAAGCGGAAAUUGUAUUGAAAUUUGACAGAAGUUUACCAAGUUGAACACUUGAGCUCCAUUUAGGCCCCCCUUCCCCUUUUUCAAGUGUCUUAGCAUUAGUUGUGUUUUGAGGUCAUGUGAAUAUGUUUAAGAGCAUUAAUGUAGCCAAUUGAAACCAAUGACAAGGCUUUGUUUUCAUUGUUUUGUGGGAUCCUAAUGAUUUGGCAAUGACAACAAUCAUCUUUCUCCCCCUUC